Messenger RNA from Dentiscutata erythropus, 121 nucleotides. NCBI's taxonomy places the organism in Eukaryota, Fungi, Glomeromycota, Glomeromycetes, Diversisporales, Gigasporaceae. The record is from the annotation of a GenBank genome assembly.
AAGUUUACCUGAAGAUAGAACUGCUAGUAAAAGGUUAUCUAAAAAUGUUUCUAAUAUUUAUCCAAAUAAAAGAUAUAAACUUUUUGUAUUAAUAACUACUACUAUAGAUACCAAUACUCAG